GUUGUAAGUGUUUUUUAUUUUAGACUUUUUUUUUUUAACAGAUUGGGUUUUCCCUGGUCUUUUGUUUUAUCUUGAAUUUCAAUUCCAACUGCCUCUGGUAUGCAUUUAUGGCAUUUUUAGAGAGAGAAAAGUAGAGAGAGAGGGUGAAAUUCAAGAACCAGACUGGCCUCAGUAAUUGCUUAUUUAAUUCUUCUGAUCUAUAAAUUCAACCCCAAAGUUCAUUUUUCUCCAUCAAAAACUGAUAUUUUCUUUACCAUUUUAGCAUAUCCUUCCAAUUUUAUCCCGAUCCUGAAAAAAUCCAUCAAACCAAUAAAAACCCACAAUUGUUUAUGCAAAAAUCUGUAAAGGGUUUCAAAUUUUUGAGUUUGAUUCAUUGGAUUUGUUAGUGUUUUUUGUUGUUCCUUGAGAGAUGGAUAUAUAUGUAGCGUUGCUGUGUUUCACUGCUGUCACUUGUUAUCUACUAUGGUUCACCUUCAUUUCCAAGUCAUUGAAAGGCCCGCGUGUUUGGCCCGUGUUGGGCAGCCUCCCAGGCCUUAUUGAGAACUCCGACUCGAUGCACGAGUGGAUAGCCGAUAACCUCCGCGCAUGUGGAGGCACGUACCAGACAUGUAUAUGCGCAAUACCCUUAUUAGCCCGGAAGCAAGGCCUUGUGACCGUCACUUGUGAGCCUAAGAAUGUAGAGCACAUUUUGAAAACCCGGUUUGAUAAUUAUCCGAAAGGUCCAACUUGGCAAGCUGUUUUUCAUGAUUUGCUAGGCCAGGGGAUUUUCAAUUCGGAUGGUGAGUCGUGGCUUGUUCAAAGAAAGACGGCAGCCCUUGAGUUUACCACGCGAACCUUACGUCAAGCUAUGGCUCGAUGGGUGAACCACGCCAUCAGGAAUCGGUUUUGUCCGAUUCUCAAGACAGCUGAACUUGAAGCCAAGCCGGUUGAUUUGCAGGAUCUAUUGCUUCGGCUCACUUUCGAUAACAUAUGUGGCUUGGCUUUCGGGAAGGAUCCGGAAACUCUUGCAAUAGAGAUGCCAAAUAAUAGCUUUGCCUCAGCCUUUGACCGAGCGACCGAGGCGACGUUGCAGCGCUUCAUUUUUCCUGAAGUUAUAUGGAAGCUAAAGAAAUGGCUUCGGCUUGGAAUGGAAGUCAGCUUGAGCCGAAGUCUCGUACACGUGGACGAGUAUUUGUCAAGCAUAAUCAAGACACGCAAGCUCGAGCUGAUGAAUAAGCAAAAAGAUGAUAAUGCACAUGAUGACUUGCUAUCAAGAUUCAUGAAGAAAAAAGAAUCCUACUCAGACAAAUUCUUGCAACACGUGGCACUCAAUUUCAUCCUAGCUGGACGUGACACAUCAUCGGUUGCACUGACCUGGUUCUUUUGGUUGAUCAUGCAAAACCCGAGAGUUGAAGAGAAAAUUCUAUCAGAAAUAUGCACCGUUCUGAGUGAGACACGUGGAAUCAACAUCGAUUAUUGGGUUGACGAGCCUUUAGUAUAUGAAGAAGUCGACCGUUUGGUAUACCUAAAAGCAGCAUUAUCCGAAACACUCCGACUGUACCCUUCGGUUCCUGAGGACUCCAAGCAUGUAGUGGCAGAUGACACAUUGCCAGAUGGUACAUUCGUCCCGGCUGGGUCAUCUGUUACAUAUUCGAUAUAUUCAGCCGGACGAAUGAAGUCCACUUGGGGUGAGGAUUGCCUAGAGUUCAAGCCAGAAAGAUGGUUAUCCCCUGAUGGCAAGAAGUUCACAAUGCACGACUCUUACAAGUUUGUCUCCUUCAAUGCUGGUCCAAGAAUAUGUUUAGGCAAGGACUUGGCUUACUUACAAAUGAAGUCCAUAGCAGCAGCGGUGCUGCUCCGCCACCGGCUGACAGUGGUGUCCGGCCACAAAGUGGAACAAAAGAUGUCAUUGACAUUGUUCAUGAAGUAUGGCCUCAAAGUGAAUGUACACCCAAGGGAUUUAACGUCAAUAGCAUCAAGUGUUAUGAAAAAAACAGAAGUUGUCACUAAUAACGAAAAAUGUCGUACAUGUGGCAACACCGAUAGCAAUGGCCGUGGGAUUGGUGUUGAUAUGGUGGUUGGAGUGAUCUAAAGUGGUGGUUGAUAUAUUUCUACUUUCUGACACAGAAAUUUAUGGGGAAAGAAGGUCACGUGUAAGGCUCUUCAAUAAUUUAAGCUACUUAUUCAUGGUUUGGAGGUACAAUCAUUCAAUGCGACAAAUGAGAAGGUGAGAAAUGUGUGAAGACGAGUGGCUUUUU
Molecule: messenger RNA, 2237 nt
Organism: Olea europaea var. sylvestris
Lineage: Eukaryota; Viridiplantae; Streptophyta; Magnoliopsida; Lamiales; Oleaceae
Product: cytochrome P450 86A8-like
Exons: 1
Coding region: 410-2071 (553 amino acids)
Molecular function (GO): heme binding; iron ion binding; monooxygenase activity
Source: RefSeq, a predicted model, not a curated record